GUGUCAUACAACAAUAAACGGCCUGCGGUACGGUCGGUCGAUGGAGCACAAAUUUGUCUUCGAAAGAACGUCUUAUUUUCUUGUUUGAGUCAUGGAACCCAACUAUCCCCCUGGCUACUAUUGCUCUGAACGAGACCAACAUCAAAGUAGGCAUCAACAGCAGCAGCAGCAAUCACAACAACACCGGCAACAUUGUGCACCCUAUCCCAUGGAACUACCUUUAUCAUACCACACACCUUCACAACACCAGCUUGACUUUGCGCUAGAACACCCAAUGCGAGCAUUCCCUGUACAUCCGCGUCCUCCGACAUUGCGCUCAAGUUAUCAAGAUUCUGCCCCUGUGCCUGCAAGUUCAAGUACAGUUCACCAGGCCAGUCAGUCAGUUCCGUUCCAGCUUGGAGAUGAUGGGAUCAAAUCCUCUGGCUUUUCUUCAGGCUACGUCGCAUCCGUCACCCCUCCAGAAGCUGUUGUUGAAAGUGAAAUCUUGCCAUUGACAACUCAGGAACAUGCUCCAGCAGGCAACACAACCCAAUUGCCAGGUAAGCCUGAUAUUGCUUCACACACUCCUAAGCAUACUCCGAGUAAAGAACACCAAACACAGUAUCAACCACCCACACAUCCACCCAAGGCCAGACCUUCAGCUCCAAGCUUGUCUCCUGCCGACCCUCCGGUCUUGGUCGCACUCAAUCUGAAAAAGAGUAGGGCGCCCUCAUCGAGUUCGGAUCUUCCUCGGGGUCUAUCGCUCCGCAAGACAUCGCAGGGUAAAGUGGAAGGUGUGGUUGCCAUGGAGAGGAUUGAGCAAGGGGUGGAGUUUGGACCUUAUAGAGGAACGUUGCUGGAAGAGGAUGUUGGUGGGAUGAAAGAUACAACUUGGGAGGUCUUUCUCUCGGGUAAAGUGUGUUUCUACGUUGAUGGAAGCAAGACCUGGAUGUCUCUCGUAAGAUGUGCAAUUUACAAGGAGGAACAGAACCUGGAAGCUUAUCAAAUCUACGGGGAAAUCUUCUACAGAAGUACAAAGGUCAUUGAACCUGGUGGCGAACUUAAAGUAUUCUACAGUGAGGACUACAUGAAUCGUGUAGGAUUUCCCAACAGAUUGAGUGAUCUUCACUUUGAUAAAGAUGCUGAGAAGUUUCAUUGCAGCCAGUGUGAACAUCUAUUUGCAUCCCCUAAAGUGAUCCUGAGACAUAUCAAAUGUGAACACACCCAUAGCAGCAAACCCGGAAGUCAAUCUAAUGAAAUGAUUCCUAUGCUCUCAUGGAGAAAGAAAAGGAAAUCAAAUAAUUCUACAAAGACAGAGAUUACCACCAAACUGCAUUCCACUACCAAGAGUGAAAGCAACCAGGAUGAGCAAGUGUUUACGUGUGAAACAUGUGGGAAGGUUUUUCCUACCCGAGGUAGACUUAUGGCCCAUAAGUUGUUUCACGAGUACAACCAAGAACACGCAUGCCCUGUUUGUGGCAAAGGACAGGGAAAUACACAGGCCUUGGCAAGACAUUUGACGACUCAUGAGCCCAAAUUAUACAAAUGUAAGAAAUGCGCCCGACAGUUCAAAGCAGAAACUUCACUCGAUAAGCACAUGAGAGAGGCCCAUGGUUUUAGAUGUCAGUUUUGCCUUGAGUUGUUCACGAGAAAGAGUAAAUGUUUGGAACACGAGCAGACACACCAAGCUUUUAAAUCAGGGCAACCUGAAUCAAAUGAGACAUCGCCAGAUGAGACAGAACCAUCACAAGCAGCAACCCAAGAAGCAAAGGACAUGCUUGGUAAAACAACCACCUACUACCAGAAGAAACGCCCAUACAAGUGCCGUUUCUGUCCAAAGAGAUAUACCUCCUGUUUCAGCGCCAGGGACCAUGAAAAGGAGAACCACACCAAUGAAGGAACGUACAAGUGCAUACAUUGUCCUAAGGUUUUUACCAGCGAGCAUCGACUGAAGAACCACCUGAUUAGCCAUGAGCAAAAGGGAUUCUAUCAAUGCACGCUAUGUCCAAAAAGCUUUGGCUCCGAAAAAGCUCUGAACAACCACCAAGGUGAACACACAGGACUAAAGCCGUUCAAGUGUGAGAUCUGCAGCCGUGGAUUUCGAGUGAAAAGUCACUUCCACGCGCACAAGCGACGCAUGCAUCAGGAACGGCCUCUACGAUUUUUCUGCUCGGUCUGCAACAAAGGGUUUGCCGAUAAAGGAAACCUUGUAAAGCAUGAGCGAAGGCACAAGGGCAUUAGGCCAUUUGUGUGCCUUGAAUGCGGGAAAGGUUUCACAGCAAGGACUUCACUAGACACACACAUGCAAAUAAUCCACACCAAAGAAAAGAGGUUCUGUUGUGAAGUUUGUGGCAAGAAAUUUUCUCUCAAUAAUCACUAUACCCAUCACAUGAUCAAGCAUAAAAUGCAGGGGGAUGCAGAUGCGUAACAUUAAUUAAUAUUUCUGGAAGGCAUUGUCCUGCAUAUCAAACGGGUAUUCAUUGCAAGCUCUCCUGAAUUCAAAAUGAGUGAACAAUAUUUUCCAUAUUUCAUUUUGGUUUAUUUCCAUAGACUUCUGUAGUAAACAUAGAUGGUGACAUUGCAAUAUUCUUAUAAGUUCUAAUGUAGUACAUGAUGUAACAAUAACGUUUCAGUAUUGUUGAGUUUAUAGAAAUGAUCCUGGGGUGUUUGACAAAGGGAUUUGGAAUGACUUUCACUUCUGUCAUAAUUAAAUUCUAAGUUGCAUACGGUAAGAAGGAGGCGCGAUAGCUCAGUCGGUAGAGCGGGGAUUUCGGAUUCCGGUGACCCGGGUUCGAUUCCCAAGUGGUGCGCUAGUGCCCUUUGGUAAGGCAUUUAUCCUCAUUACCAGGCCCCUCGGAGAGGACCUUAAGCUGUCGGUCCCCUGGUUGCUUGCUCACAGGCUUUCGUGCUUUCUUAGCAGUCAGGUAAAAAACCUCGAUAUAACAUAACAUAACAUAUAGUAUUUUGUUAAAGAAUAGCUCAAAUUAUCAAGCUUCGAAAAUAGGCUUUCUUGGGCCUCUGACCGGCCUCAAAACCAUGACGUCAAUAGAAGCAUUGUGAUUCCAUAGGCUUGUACACAGAAAACCAGAGUGAUUUUUCCUGCUUUUAAGAUUACACAUUUUAUUUCUUUACUUGUAUCACAUAGAGCCAUCAUUAGUAUCUUUACCUGGAAGCUUGAAUUGAUGAAAUCUACUGCUUUGGACAAGAAACUUUUUCGCUAUAUUUUAUUUCCCUUUUAAUUAUUUUGGCACAGCUUUAAAAUUCUAUCUCUCAUGGACCUGGCCACGACGGAUUAUCUAUUGUUACUGGGGGUGCUGUGACAAUGCUCAGCACCUCCAGUAACAAUAGAAUGAUCCUCCGUGGCAAGGUCCAUGCUAUCUGCAUUCAGAUUAUGUGUAACAACUUUUCCGGACAUAGCAAUUGAGGCCCAAUAAGUGCCAAACAAAUAAAUUAUCACAAAAACCUAGUGAGGAAUUGUAGGAUUCCAUCCAUUUGACCAUUGAGUAAAUUGCCAGUGACGUUUUCUGCAAAUUUGAAAAAAAAAUCAUUACAGUUCAGUUUGGUUUAUUUUCAUAUC
This is a messenger RNA of Lytechinus pictus (painted urchin), 3556 nucleotides long. Its product is annotated as zinc finger protein 676-like. The record is from RefSeq and is a predicted model, not a curated record. Lineage: Eukaryota; Metazoa; Echinodermata; Echinoidea; Temnopleuroida; Toxopneustidae. The coding region runs from base 92 to 2407 and encodes 771 amino acids. Gene Ontology annotation, cellular component: chromosome. The transcript is spliced from 6 exons. Gene Ontology annotation, biological process: regulation of transcription by RNA polymerase II. Gene Ontology annotation, molecular function: protein binding; chromatin insulator sequence binding.